CUCCAUCACUUAGAUACGAUCCUUUGCUCCUCCGCGGCGUUCCCUGCAGCGCCAGCUUUUCCGCCCGUGCUGCUUUCGUCUCCCAGCAGGAGACAUUAAAGGGCCAUGCCACUCAGCGUCGUCCUGGACGGUCCGGCCCCCUGGGGGUUCCGCCUGACGGGGGGAAAGGACUUCAACCAGCCCCUGACCGUUUCCAGGGUCACUCCGGGCAGCAAGGCGUCCGCCGCCAACUUGUGCCCCGGUGACGUCAUCCUGGCCAUCGAGGGGGUCCCCGCCUCCAACAUGCUGCACUGUGAAGCCCAGAACAAGAUAAAGGAGUCAGUACAUCAGCUCUGCCUCACUGUGGAAAGGAAUGAGUCCAGGCUGUGGUCGCCCCGCGUGGUGGAGGAGGGCAGAGCUCAGCCGUACAAGCUCAACCUGGAGGCGGAGGCGCAGGAGUUCAAACCCAUCGGCGCCGCUCACAACCGCCGGGCGCAGCCGUUCGUGGCGGCGGCGAACAUCGACGACAGGCGGCAGGUGGUCAGCGCCGCCUACAACACGCCCAUAGGCCUGUACUCCUCGGGCAACAUCCAGGACGCCAUGGAGGGUCAGAUCCGCGGCCUCGUGCACCACAAGCCCGAGAGCCCCCGGACCCUGAGCAGCAUCGAGGACUCGGACGUGUACCGGAUGCUGCAGAAGGACCAGGAGGAGCCCCAGGAGCCCCGGCAAUCGGGCUCUUUCAAAGCCCUGCAGGAGUUCAUCGACGGCGACGGCACUCGUCCCAUUGUGACCAAGACGGUGAAAGCCCCCAGCACCAAACCGGCUCCGCCCACAGGAAACCUGCAGAAGCUGCCCAUGUGCGACAAGUGUGGGAAUGGGAUCGUCGGGACGGUGGUGAAGGCGCGGGACAAGUACCACCACCCCGGCUGCUUCGUGUGCUCCGACUGCGACGUCAACCUGAAGCAGAAGGGCUACUUCUACGUGGAGGGGCAGCUGUACUGCGAGGCCCACGCUCGGGCCAGAAUGAGACCCCCUGAGGGGCACGACCUGGUCACAACCUACCCCUCGGCCUAGGUUCCCCUCCAGCCAGCAGACACCGCCUCCUCUGUUUGCAGAACCAGCAGGUUCUCUGUGUGUGGAAACAGCUGAACACAACCUGUGCAUCACCUCCAUUUAUAAAUAAACUUGUGUAAAAAGCCAACGAGAGAGAACAUUUGACAUUCACCACUUUCUCACAGUAUGAUGUCCUUCCAAUAAAGACCUGUUUGUGCUCUA
Betta splendens (Siamese fighting fish) is the source of this 1254-nucleotide messenger RNA. Its product is annotated as PDZ and LIM domain protein 3. Gene Ontology annotation, cellular component: filamentous actin; Z disc; adherens junction. Gene Ontology annotation, molecular function: actin binding; muscle alpha-actinin binding. Lineage: Eukaryota; Metazoa; Chordata; Actinopteri; Anabantiformes; Osphronemidae. The coding region runs from base 106 to 1053 and encodes 315 amino acids. Gene Ontology annotation, biological process: muscle structure development; actin cytoskeleton organization; heart development. The record is from RefSeq and is a predicted model, not a curated record. The transcript is spliced from 7 exons.